CAGCACUAACAUCACAUCACAUCACCUUAGAGUUAUUAUUUAGCAAGCUUAACAAAUAUAAAAUGAAUGGAGGAACAAAAUUUUCAAUUGUGCUACAGAUAGCGGUGGCAUCGGGAUUUUAUUUUGCAGUGAAAUGGAUGGUUGAUCAAUUAGAUCCCACUAACGGAAAAAAAAAUAAAGCCAAACAACAAGCUCAAGCCCUCAUGACUAAAUUGCGAAUAAAAACCAAUGUGCAGUUGACAGAGUAUGAACUGGCAAUUGCAAGUCAUUUAGUGGACCCUGAAAGCAUUCCUGUAUCCUGGAAUGAUGUUGCUGGUCUGGAUAGUGUGGUACAGGAGCUGCAUGACACAAUUAUAUUACCCAUCAAAAGUCAAAAGCCAUUUCCAAGCCAACUGCUGCAGCCUCCAAAAGGUAUGCUCUUGCAUGGACCUCCAGGGUGUGGAAAAACUAUGGUGGCCAAAGCCACUGCAAAGGAAGCUGGAAUGAGAUUUAUAAACUUGGAUGCUUCAGUACUAACUGACAAGUGGUAUGGUGAGAGCCAAAAACUAGCAACAGCGGUUUUUUCGUUGGCUGUAAAAAUUCAACCUUGCAUCAUUUUCAUCGACGAAAUUGAUUCUCUCCUUCGUUCCAGAGAUUCAAAAGACCAUGAAACGACCGCUAUGGUGAAGGCCCUUUUCAUGUCGCACUGGGAUGGCCUAACAACAGACAAUAACAAAAAUACCGUCGUUGUAUUAGGUGCAACGAACCGACCUCAGGACGUCGAUAAAGCUAUCUUACGUCGAAUGCCUGCAUCUUUCUUCAUAGGACUUCCGGGUACAGAACAGCGUCGGCAGAUUGCGCAAACAAUCUUGAAAAACGAACGCUUAGCUACAGACGUCGAUCUGGAACAGCUGGCAACGUUAACUGAAGGUUUUUCGGGCUCGGACAUCAGAGAAGUUUGUCGAGCGGCGGCUGUUUAUGGAAUGCGUGACAGUUUGAAAAGUGCGACCAACGAUACCCUCGUCGAAGAAUGUAUCACCAUGGGAAACUUCUUGCAGGCGUUUGUGAAAUUGCGUGAAUCAAAUCCCGCAUCGAUUUAGAUUAAAUGUCUAGGAGCGACGAAAAUAAACUUCGUUCCGGUACAAAAUUGUAGGGAAUUUUUUUUUUUACUAGAUUGAUGAAUGCAGUAUUGCUUGAAUGUAUUGUCCAAUAUAUAAUCGACACAAUGUACAUGCGCUUGGUAAAUCUAACUCAAAUGCGAAAAAGUCGGUAAAUAAUUCACACAAUAAAAAUGGCUUUAAAAGUACAAAGAAAGAAGGUCAACCCGCAAGAGGCAUAACAACGUUAAAAAUCGGUAAGUAACCGAGAAGGCUGCCCAUCACAAAUUGAAAUGCUGUACAGUAAUUCACCAGAUUGAACCACGAGGCACCCACAGAAUUUUUGUUUGUUCCUAAAAUAAUUUU
Molecule: messenger RNA, 1442 nt
Organism: Daphnia carinata
Lineage: Eukaryota; Metazoa; Arthropoda; Branchiopoda; Diplostraca; Daphniidae
Product: outer mitochondrial transmembrane helix translocase-like
Exons: 10
Coding region: 63-1079 (338 amino acids)
Cellular component (GO): mitochondrial outer membrane
Molecular function (GO): ATP hydrolysis activity; ATP binding
Source: RefSeq, a predicted model, not a curated record